Molecule: messenger RNA, 1815 nt
Organism: Nasonia vitripennis (jewel wasp)
Lineage: Eukaryota; Metazoa; Arthropoda; Insecta; Hymenoptera; Pteromalidae
Exons: 3
Coding region: 285-740 (151 amino acids)
Source: RefSeq, a predicted model, not a curated record
CGUGUAUGGAUAUAUAAGAUAUUGGAUCAACAUUGUAUUGUAUGUACGUAAUAUUCAACGAUUGAAUUAUUUCGCGGGAUGGAAAAAGGGCCGAAAACUAAACCGACAGCAGUGUAAGAACUGCAGUAGCAACUUUCGAAAGAAUUGGACUCGUUUUGUAUGAUCCGCUGGUAUUAUGCCCUUUUACUUGGUGCGGCUUCAGAUUCUGCCCUCAUGAACCUUUUCUCACGUGACAACUAAUAGCCACAGUUUUCACUAAUAAAUGAUGAUGACCCUAUACUUAGAUGCGCAUUUACAACUUGAAGGUGCGUGAUAAAAUAAUAUCAAGAAAGCCUCGAGCCAUAAUUGCGACAAGCAAAUAUGGUAUUAAGUAUCAUCCUCGUCAGCCCCAUGAUCAUCAUCAUCAGCAGCAGCAGCAGCAGCAGCAGCAGCAGCAGCAGGGGAUUCUUUCCCAGUCUCCGCGCGCAGCAUGGCAACAGACCAUACGAACGACUUGCUCUCGCAAGCUCUACUUUUAUGUCUACGCAACAUAUAAGGUGUACGUAAUACAGUGUAGCAGUGUUGAGUUAUCAUUGGCUCAGUUAACUCACCGAGAACUGGCGAAGGUGGUGGUGGUGCGCUGCUGCUGCUGCUGCUUCUUCACUCUACGACCGGUCGGCUGCACUCACGACUCGCACUCGACUCGUGAUACUGUCGCGGCUACUACUAUACUAAUAGCGCUCUGGUACUACCCCUCGUAGCCGUCGCUCAUCGGCCAUCGCCGACGUCAGCGUCGUCGGUAUAACAUGCCGAUGCAGCUCUUCCGCCAUCAUCGCAACGUUCGAUAGUCGAGUCGUCAUAGGUAUAAUUUGGACCGUCCGCUAGCCGCAUACUGGUCUCUCGGAAUGCUCGUCUUGUCGCCCUACUGCACGAUCCACUCUAGCUUGUAUGUAUCGUACAACAUGUUACAAUCUGGCAAGUAAUUUCGAGACAAAGCUUAGAACGCGAUUAUGCACUACGGCUAUAUGACAGUGAUAUUGAUAUAGCAGACGACGACGUCCUCUACUGGAGCAGCAAGAAUAUAGGCGGCGUCCCCAUCGAAGUGCUGCGCAGGGCCCAGGGGGCGGGCGGCAGUCUCGUGCUGCCGCGUAACGACGCGACUCGCAGUUUUUCGUUCCCUUCGCUCGCGGUAUUAUACCUAUACUAUAUAUAAUAGCACUUGGACGCUUGGAUGGACGCGAGGGUACAAUGCAAGAUGAAGUAAGACGAUCUAUUUAAAAAUGUUGGGUUUAUUGUUUAUACGCUUGGAUGGACGCGAGGGUACAAUGCAAGAUGAAGUAAGACGAUCUAUUUAAAAAUGUUGGGUUUAUUGUUUAUAAAUAAUAAAAAUUUGAAUGGGCGAUACAAACGUUCAAGUAUGUACAAACAACAAAAUUAUCAAUGAAUAUAAAAAACUUUAAAUAUUUACAAUUAAAACGAAGUUUUGAUAUAACGAAUAAAAACGAUAUUGGUAAUUUAGUCCAUAAAAAGGAAGAAUUAAUAACUAUGAACCUGACUCAACACAUGACAUGCAAUCAAGUAUUAAAAGACUUGAUAUCAUUAGCUGCCAUCUCGACUAAAUCUAAUUCUAGUUUAAUGCAGUUGUGCAUUAAGGUUAUUAUUAGUAAACAAAACUUGAUUUCAUGGAUCAUUGGCGCGUCAUACCUAUAUGUAAUCUUGCACAAACAUCUAGUUUCUUGACUCGCGCACGGCACAUACGACUGGAGAUUGUAUAGGAUAGGUAUAGUGGUAUUGUAUGACUUGAAUUGAAUAAUAAACUUGGAGCAAUUUAUAGGA